AUGGACUUCCUGCGAGGACAAAAGAUGGAGGAAGAUCCUCUAGAAGCACAAGGUCGUGAGAAGGCCAACUUCGCACGGGUGGAAACUAUGCUGUUCGAAAAACUUACCAAAGCUGGUGUUUCCUCCAUCUCUUCCACAGCGGCACUGAAACUUCCCGGCGCUGCUAUAGAAGGUCUGUUCGGCUGGCUGGGAAUCAAAAAUCCUCUGAUCAGGAAUGCAAGAGCUGAUCGAAAUGAGGUCUGGAUACUUGACAAUACAGCCUUCAAGACGUCGAAUUCAGCUGCCUGGGAAGCUGAAUUCGUCACCGCCUUUUUCCAACACGGUAGAGGAGACCUGACCAUGGCAGCAGCAGCUAUAGUAGACGCAGUUGGGCUCGAUGGGAACCCGGGUGCCGACAAGGACAAGAAGGCGAUCAUCGAGGAAAGGCUGAAGCCAUUCAUCGAUGCUAUCGCGCCUGCGAGGACACUGCCUGUUGUCAUUCAGCCACAAGGCGGAGAAACAACACGUCAAAUUUUGGGCCCCUCCAAUACAAACGGCAUCAGCAGUCAGAUCCUAGAGGUCGCAGACAGUAGUCAACAGGACGGUGCUACCAUAAGAGUAGAGUCCGAUACUGGAGUCAGACAUUUGCCUAAAGCCACAGGCGCAACAAGACUCGUUAGCCCUGAGGGUUGGGCCGUCAUCAGCGACAUCGACGACACAAUAAAGAUCACUCAGACGCCUGAUCCUGUCGGCAUUCUUCGCACGACGUUUACUGAACCAGCACAGUUCACGAGCCAUAUGCCAGCAUUCUACAAGAUCCUCGAUGAGCAGUUGCAGAAACCAGCUUGGUUCUAUCUUUCGGCUUCUCCGUACAACCUGUACCCUUUCCUCCAUCAGUUCAUCUCAGACUAUUUCCCACCAGGAACAAUCAUCCUUCGUGAUGCAUCCUGGCAAACGCUUGGUGGUCUACUGAGCUCGCUUACCCAAGGUGUGAAAGAGUAUAAGUCAAGUCGAAUCGACAAAAUACAUGGCUGGCUACCUGAUCGUAAAGUCAUAUGUGUGGGCGACUCGACCCAGAUGGAUCCCGAGACAUAUGCCGCCAUGUACAGAAAGCAUCCCGGGUGGAUCAAGGCCAUCUACAUUCGCAAAGUGCUUGACGCGCCGUUCAUGGAGGAGAAGAAUCAACCAGAACGCUUCGAAAAAGCAUUUGAAGGUAUACCACAACAAGUGUGGAAGGUCUUUGUACUGCCGGAUGAGCUGAAGGACCACGUCGCUACUAUGGUUGGAGAACAGCAUCAAGGCGUACUAAGUACUCUAUCGAGUUUCUUCUGUGGCGAGCAAAGAGAGCAUCAACAAUUGGAGCAGGACAAGGUCAAGCAUUAG
Messenger RNA from Lithohypha guttulata, 1362 nucleotides. RefSeq lists its product as uncharacterized. Gene Ontology annotation, cellular component: actin cortical patch. Gene Ontology annotation, molecular function: phosphatidate phosphatase activity. The transcript is spliced from 2 exons. NCBI's taxonomy places the organism in Eukaryota, Fungi, Ascomycota, Eurotiomycetes, Chaetothyriales, Trichomeriaceae. The record is from RefSeq and is a predicted model, not a curated record. The coding region runs from base 1 to 1362 and encodes 453 amino acids.